This is a messenger RNA of Macaca mulatta (Rhesus monkey), 4723 nucleotides long. RefSeq names its product oxidation resistance 1 (gene OXR1). NCBI's taxonomy places the organism in Eukaryota, Metazoa, Chordata, Mammalia, Primates, Cercopithecidae. Gene Ontology annotation, cellular component: nucleus. The record is from RefSeq and is a predicted model, not a curated record. Gene Ontology annotation, biological process: response to oxidative stress.
CCACGCGGGCAGGUCCGGAAACUGAGCAUGUCUGCAAGCGCUCGACGGCGCCGGCGGCAGCGGGGGCAGAGCUGGGCUGCGUCAGGCUGAGCCCAUUCACCUCGCGGCCGCAGGAGCGCAGCGCCGGCGCCGCGCCGCCCAGCCCCGCCGAGAGGGGCGCACUCGCCGCCGCUGGGCCCGCCGCCGCUCACCGCAGCCCCCUCCUGGCGACCCGCAAGUCCUCUCAAACUGUGAGUAACUGAGUGGUUUGUGCAUCAUUCCAGAAGCAAAGCUAAAAUUUUUAGCGGUGUGACUUGACCUGCUAAUUCCCUGUUCUGGAAUCAAGAGAAGACUCCUCGACAAGUUGCUGCAAUGUCUGUAUCUAAUCUGUCAUGGCUGAAGAAAAAGUCCCAGUCGGUGGAUAUUAAUGCUCCGGGGUUCAACCCUUUGGCUGCUGCAGGAAAGCAAACACCACAAGCCAGUAAGCCCCCUGCACCCAAGACCCCCAUCAUUGAAGAAGAACAGAACAAUGCAGCAAAUACUCAGAAACAUCCUUCCAGAAGGAGCGAACUGAAGAGGUUCUACACAAUUGACACUGGCCAAAAGAAGACCCUAGACAAGAAAGAUGGGAGACGAAUGUCUUUUCAGAAACCUAAAGGGACUAUUGAGUAUACUGUUGAAUCAAGGGAUUCUUUGAAUAGCAUAGCCCUGAAAUUUGAUACAACACCUAAUGAACUUGUUCAAUUAAAUAAGUUAUUCUCCCGAGCAGUUGUUACUGGACAGGUUCUAUAUGUUCCUGAUCCUGAAUAUGUCUCCAGUGUUGAGAGCUCUCCAUCUCUAAGCCCCAUAAGUCCUCUGUCACCAACAUCAUCUGAGGCUGAAUUUGAUAAGACCACUAAUCCUGAUGUCCAUCCAAAAGAAACAACUCCCUCAUCUACUUUCACUGGUAUUCGACCUGCACGAGUUGUGUCUUCAACUUCUGAGGAGGAGGAAGCAUUUACUGAGAAAUUUCUUAAAAUUAAUUGCAAAUAUAUUACCAGUGGCAAGGGCACAGUCAGUGGUGUGCUGCUAGUUACACCAAAUAAUAUAAUGUUUGAUCCACAUAAAACUGACCCUUUGGUUCAAGAGAAUGGCUGUGAGGAAUAUGGCAUCAUGUGUCCAAUGGAAGAGGUGAUGUCAGCUGCAAUGUACAAAGAAAUUUUGGAUAGCAAAAUAAAGGAAUCCUUACCCAUAGAAAUAGAUCAGCUAUCAGGAAGGGACUUCUGCCAUUCAAAGAAAAUGACAGGAAGUAACACUGAGGAAAUAGACUCAAGAAUCCGAGAUGCAGGUAAUGAUAGUGCCAGCACUGCUCCUAGGAGCACUGAGGGGUCUCUUUCUGAAGAUGUGUUCACAGAAUCAGAACUUUCCCCUAUACGAGAGGAGCUUGUAUCUUCAGAUGAACUGCAACAAGAUAAAUCUUCUGGUGCGUCAUCAGAAUCUGUGCAAACUGUCAAUCAGACUGAAGUAGAAAGUCUGACAGUCAAAUCAGAAUCUACUGGUACUCCUGGUCACUCAAGAUCUGAUACUGAACAUUCUACAAAUGAAGUUGGGACUUUAUGUCAUAAAACUGAUUUAAAUAAUCUUGAAAUGGCCAUUAAGGAAGGAGAUCAGAUUGCAGAUAACUUUCAAGGAAUAUCAGGCCCUAAAGAAGACAGUACAAAUAUAAAAGGUAAUUCAGACCAGGAUUUUUUUCUUCGUGAGAAUUCUCUACACCAAGAAGAGAGUAAAAAAGAAAAUAUGCCUUGUGGGGAAACAGCAGAAUUUAAACAAAAGCAAACUGUUAAAGGGAAACAAGGAAAGGAGCAAAAUCGGGACUCAGAGACAGAGGUAGAAGAGCUACGCAAACUUUGGAAAACCCAUACUAUGCAACAAACUAAACAGCAAAGGGAAAAUAUUCAACAAGUGUCACAAAAAGAAGCUAAGCAUAAAAUUACAUCUGCUGAUGGACACAUAGAAAGUUCUGCACUUUUAAAAGAAAAGAGAAGGCAUCGAUUACAUAAGUUCUUGUGUCUCAGAGUCGGAAAACCAAUGAGGAAAACAUUUGUAUCUCAAGCAAGUGCUACAAUGCAACAGUAUGCACAGAGAGAUAAGAAGCAUGAAUAUUGGUUUGCUGUGCCACAAGAAAGGACAGAUCAUUUGUAUGCCUUCUUCAUUCAGUGGAGUCCAGAAAUAUAUGCAGAAGAUACUGGCGAAUAUGCCAGAGAACCCGGAUUUAUAGUAGUAAAAAAGAUUGAGGAGUCUGAAACAAUUGAGGAUUCUAGUAAUCAAGCAGCAGCCAGAGAAUGGGAGGUAGUGUCAGUGGCUGAGUAUCACCGCAGGAUCGAUGCUCUAAAUACUGAAGAACUGCGCACACUCUGCAGACGCCUCCAGAUUACUACAAGGGAAGACAUAAAUUCAAAGCAGGUUGCUCCAGUGAAAGCAGACCUGGAGUCUGAAUCUUUUCGACCAAACCUAAGUGAUCCCAGUGAACUUUUACUGCCAGAUCAAAUUGAAAAGCUUACCAAGCAUCUUCCACCAAGAACAAUUGGCUAUCCAUGGACUCUUGUUUAUGGUACUGGAAAACAUGGCACAAGCUUGAAAACUCUUUAUCGAACAAUGACAGGUUUAGACACCCCAGUGCUGAUGGUGAUUAAAGACAGUGAUGGACAGGUUUUUGGUGCAUUAGCAUCUGAGCCAUUUAAAGUGAGUGAUGGCUUUUAUGGUACUGGAGAGACCUUUGUUUUUACGUUCUGUCCAGAGUUUGAGGUCUUUAAGUGGACAGGAGAUAAUAUGUUUUUUAUCAAAGGAGACAUGGAUUCACUAGCUUUCGGUGGUGGAGGAGGAGAAUUUGCUCUUUGGCUUGAUGGAGAUCUCUACCAUGGAAGAAGCCAUUCUUGUAAAACGUUUGGGAAUCGUACACUUUCUAAGAAGGAAGAUUUCUUUAUCCAAGAUAUUGAAAUCUGGGCUUUUGAAUAAAUACAAUGCUCUCUGUCUUAGCAGGAGAAUGGCCCAAACCUGACAUGGACAAGCAUUGUUUGGAAAGUUCAAGAAGCAAUACAGUGUAACAUGUCACUUGUGCUUUAAAAUUAGUCUGUAUCACCAUUUAUUACAAGUAUAAUUUUGGAGUUUAUUUUUCAAAUCAUGUUCUUGUCCCAGAGUUCUUUAGGUUAACACUAUGAACUGCGUCCAUGUACUAGUAUAACAGCUUGGGUUUGUUAGAAUUUGGGCAACAUUUUGAUUAUAAUGACAACUUCAUUUUCACAUGUUAUCUCAGUUCCCUAAUAGGAUGGUGCUCUUUUGUUGAACCUGUAUUGAUUUAUUUAUUUUUUAACUAUAUUGAUUCUUUUACUAGAACAGUCUAAUUGGGGCAUUGAGGAAGUGAAGACUAGAUACUUCUGUAUCUGUGAAGUUGCCACAGGUAACAUUUGGACAUGUUCAUCUUAUUCUUAUGAAGGAAAAAUCACAUGCCAAAAUAGUACAUACUUCAUAGACCACUGAGUUCUAGUUUUUAUUCACACUACAACAUUCUCUGUAACAAUGUUGCAGGUAGUUUCAAUUUCCUUUUAAGAAAAAUGAAAUUUGAGGAGAAUUUUGAUUGUAAUAGAUGACAAUACACAUGAUCUGCAGGUUUGGGCGUAUGCUUUCAUCAUUAAAUUAUCUUAUAAAGUUACAAAUCACAAAGGAGAAUGAGAACUUAAUGAUUCUAUUGGAUUUAAUAUAUUAAGCAAGAAAACAUACUAUUUACAUAUGUGUAGCUUAGUAAGGCAUUAUCAUAAGUACAAAAACUAUGAAACAGAUGCAUUUUUCCUCAACAUACUGUGUCAGGUAUAUACUGUUUUAUAAUUUGGUUGUUUUAGCCUUGUUGCACACCAACUCCCAAAAUAUAGGUUACUCUUGUUCAAAAGGAAAAAAAAAGUGUGAUUUUCUUUGAGUGGUAUAUGUUAUUAAUUACCAUUAGCAUUUGCUCUUAUAAAGGGCAAUGAUUAUAGUAGACAAUAUUGUAACUCAGUAGACUUGUUGAAUAUGCAAACUUACUGUCAAGUGACCUCAAAAAAAAUGAAAAGAUAGAAUACACUAGUAGUUCUUAUCCUCUUUUGUAGUAAACCAAUAAUAGCCAUUGUGGCAAUAAUUCAUCAGUUAAUUUUAAAGCUUCAUGUUAUGCAAAAAAGAAUCCUGCUGUUAUACAUGUGACAGUGACUUUGUGCUGAAAUUUCAGCUAUUCCAGAUAAACAUUGUAUAUCUUGUAAAUUAAUGUUUAAAGGUAGUUUUGUUCUUAUAGAAAGUGUUGAUUGCCGGGUUGCUUAUAGCACUUUAAGUUAUUCUAAAAAUGAAAUUAUAAGCCAAAUAUUGGCUUAAGUAGAUUUAGUUGUAUAGCACUUAGAUAUUUAGUUCUUUUGAAAGUUUAGAUAAUUAUUUAAAGAAAGCAUAAUGCUAAUGGAAAAGAAAAUCUGAUGUUCUAUUAUAAUAUGCUGUUGCUGAAUAUGAAUAGAAAUACAGGGCAUCAUUUCCUCGUCUCAUUAUAAGUUAGUAACAAUAUAUAGAUUAAAUGUUUACAAUAUAGGGAAUUGUAAAUAAAUAUAUCAGUUUUUUUCCCUUUGGUCUUCCACAGCAGUAUUAUUGUCUUUGUGGAGUUGACUAAUCAUAAUAAAAACAUCCUGUAAUGGAUUUCAACUAAAAUAAGGUCAUAGUGGCAUAUACCAAAUAAAAUCAAAUACAGAAAUACAAA